Mytilus trossulus (common blue mussel) is the source of this 2479-nucleotide messenger RNA. RefSeq names its product glutamine synthetase-like. Gene Ontology annotation, cellular component: cytoplasm. Gene Ontology annotation, molecular function: glutamine synthetase activity. The record is from RefSeq and is a predicted model, not a curated record. The coding region runs from base 181 to 1263 and encodes 360 amino acids. The transcript has 6 exons. NCBI's taxonomy places the organism in Eukaryota, Metazoa, Mollusca, Bivalvia, Mytilida, Mytilidae.
AAAAUUAACCAAUGAAAUCGUUGUAAUCAUGAGACAACUACGAGGGUCAUUCAAUGCUCACCGCGGAAAAAUUUUUAGUUGAAAAGAAGAAUUGAAAGGGAUAAGUUGUGUAAAUGUUUUGAUGCGGAUAUUUUUUCUAAUUUUUACAUAAUUUACUUUAAAGGAACUUAAAUCUCCAAAAUGACUCAAGUUCAUGUGAGUAAAGAGAUUUUGAGUCGGUAUAUGGACUUGGAGGAGAAGGGUCGAGUAAUGUGUGAAUAUUUGUGGAUAGAUGGCACUGGUGAAGGCAUCAGGAGUAAAUGUCGUACCAUGGAAUCCGAACCAAAGGAACCCAAAGAAUGUCCAGUAUGGAACUAUGAUGGUUCAAGUACUUAUCAAGCUGAAGGCUCAAAUUCAGACAUGUACUUAAACCCUGUGGCAAUCUUCAAAGAUCCUUUUAGAAGGGGACCACACAAAUUGGUGUUGUGCGAUGUACUCAAGUAUAACAAAAAGCCAGCAGAAAGUAACAAAAGGCAUACCUGUGCUCAGGUUAUGGAACAGGCUAAAGAUACCCAUCCGUGGUUUGGUAUUGAACAAGAAUAUACAUUGUUAGAUGUUGACGGACAUCCAUAUGGUUGGCCUAAAAAUGGAUUUCCUGGUCCACAAGGUCCAUACUACUGUGGUGUUGGUGCUAAUAAGGUAUAUGGUCGUGAUAUUGUUGAGGCACAUUACAGAGCCUGUCUUUAUGCUGGCGUUAAGAUUGCAGGAUGUAAUGCUGAAGUAAUGCCUGCCCAAUGGGAGUUCCAGGUCGGACCAUGUGAGGGUAUUGAUAUGGGAGACCAUUUGUGGGUAGGAAGAUAUUUGUUGCACCGUGUGGCAGAAGAAUUUGGUGUUGUUGUCACUUUAGACCCCAAACCAAUUGAAGGAGACUGGAAUGGUGCAGGUGCUCAUUGUAACUACAGUACUCAAGCAAUGAGAGAUCCUGAAGGAAUUAAGGUCAUUGAGGUUGCCAUUGAAAGACUUUCUAAACAUCAUGUUCGUCACAUCAAAGCUUAUGAUCCUAAAGAAGGCAAAGAUAACGAACGCCGUCUGACAGGUUUCCAUGAAACCUCGAGUAUACAUGACUUUUCUGCUGGUGUAGCAAAUCGCGGUGCAAGUAUAAGAAUUCCACGUCAAGUAGCUGAAGAAGGCUGUGGAUAUUUGGAAGAUAGACGUCCAUCGUCUAAUUGUGAUCCAUAUGCCGUUACAGAAGUUAUUGUUCGGACUACUGUUUUAGAUGUUUAGAUUAUAAAAUUGAACAUUACACAAUUGGGGUACAUCACCUUAUAAAAUUCAUCAUUUCAUUAAAUUGUAACAUUAUUUAAGGUACAAACUUUUAAUUGUAUAUUUAAAAUCAUUCACUGUACCUCCGAACAUAUUUACUGUAUGGUUGUAUUUUGAUGAAUUGGGAUAAUAGAAUGUAAAAAGUUACCCAUAGAGUAAUUCAAACAUUUAUCUAUUCAAAUUAUCACUACGCUAAAAUGACAUCCUCAUCAACAUCUUGGAAUAUUUACCUAGGAUAUAAAGAAUGGAAUAUGUGCUAUAUGGAUUUUGAUAUAGAAAGAAUACACCUUUUUCUAAGAGAUUGUACAGCCAUUCUUUUAUAGAUAUAUAUAUAUGGGUAGUUCGAUAAUUAAUUGUUUUAUAUGAAUAAUUGAUUUUUGGUACAAGAUGUCACCAGUUCUAGAUAGAAUUAUUAUUUGCUUUGUACAAAUAAGAUAAAUUUAAGCUAUCAUUAUCACAGUAAACAGAUCAAUAUCUAGAAAAGUUCAUCUUGUAAACUUGGUUCAUUGUUGCUAAGAGCUUUCAAAUUCGAUCUUGUAUUUCUGUUUGACUUUCAAACUUCCAUUAUAUAGGGCACCAACAUUGCAUGUGGAUUUUGUCAUGGUUACCUGCUAAAUAUAAAAGGAAAUUAAUUUUAUAAGUAUACAUGUAGAUCUAGAAGUUGAAGGAUGAGAGAAAAGAAAUUGCAUGGUCGCUUAAAAAAGUGGUCACAGGGUACUUAAAAGUUUGACCAAUCCAUGGCUGUAUUAACCAUUUAUGAGUGCUCAUGACCACAUCAAGUCAAGGUCAUUUAAAACUUCCAUCAAGUUUAUAUGCUAUGUAUUUUCCUUUACAGUUGAGCAAUAGACCUAAUUCUACUAUGACCGUGUUUGUCUAUUCAAUUUUGAUGGAUGUAUUGUUUCUCUUUGCCUAAGGGAAGAGUUCAUAUAAAAGGUGAAGGUCAUUAUGAUUGACAAUAAUAUAUAUGUUGAUGACAGUUCAAGAAGUAGGACACUCGAAUUGUAUUUGUAAAUAAUAGGAAAUCCUUGUACAUGUACUUGCCACUAUACUAAGUGUCAUAAGUAAAACAUUGUAAUAUUUAAUUGUUGAUAAAUGCUAUUUUUAUUACUGUAAAACAGCAGACGAUUGUGAUAAAUUGAAUCUCUAUGAAAAUGUUAAUAAAAUUAUUAAAAAGAAA